This is a messenger RNA of Olea europaea var. sylvestris, 2595 nucleotides long. Its product is annotated as nuclear transcription factor Y subunit A-7-like. Bases 1564 to 2346 code for a protein of 260 amino acids. Gene Ontology annotation, molecular function: DNA-binding transcription factor activity, RNA polymerase II-specific; RNA polymerase II cis-regulatory region sequence-specific DNA binding. Lineage: Eukaryota; Viridiplantae; Streptophyta; Magnoliopsida; Lamiales; Oleaceae. Gene Ontology annotation, biological process: regulation of transcription by RNA polymerase II. The record is from RefSeq and is a predicted model, not a curated record. The transcript has 6 exons. Gene Ontology annotation, cellular component: CCAAT-binding factor complex.
UAAUCCGACAACUGUUUUAAAUCAUCGUCCGGAUUAUUGGGUAUCAAAAAACCCAACAAAAUGUUUUAGUUACUUCAAUCAGUCAGCAAGCCAUCCAUUAUUUAACUGAAUACUCUAUGCGGCUUAGCAGAAAUCUGACAUGGCAUUUUCUUUGUUUACUUAUUUUUCUAAAGCCACACAUGUAAAUUUUUAACAGAUUUGCUCAGAUUAUCUCCUGAUUUGCAAUUUUCCCAAAUUAUUUUCUGACUACAGCACUAUAAUUCGGUGAAUUCUUACCUACAAUGGGGGGAUUCAACAGUUCCAGGGACGGAGAUUCUUGAUCUGUUUCCAAACCCAGUAUCAAGCAUUUCAAAAUUACUUCGAAUCCUUGUACUGCAACAUCUAAACUAGCUCUAGUAUACCAUGUUAAUACCAUUCACAUCUUGGUUCUUUCUUACUUUCUUUCUCCCAAAUAUCACUAGAUUUGGUGCUGUAGUGAUAAUGAAAACUAGUGAUAGAUUUGUUUGGUGUUUGGAGCCCAAGAAUCUAGUGAAGAAAUGGGUUCUUUCUGUUGCUGUUCUCAUACUGAUGACUUUGAGGAACACCGAAGUAUGAAACUGCAAUGAGUUAUUGGUGAUGUCAGUGGGGACAGGCGUCAUGGCGGUGGCAAUUGGUGGUGGGUUGGGUUGCUUUGGUAGGGAUGAACAAGAUGAAGAAAGCCCUUCAACUUCUUGUUAUAAGCGAGCCAAUUGUAGUGGACAAACAUAAUAACAUUUCUUCCAUCUGACAUCGAUUUUAACAGGUGGCAUUUGAAAUUGAAGAUUAAGCAAGAUGUUAAGCCACUCUGAAAAAUGCCAGGCCACGUGGAUUAUCCGUUAAAUAUUGGAUGGAACAAGUGGGUGACUAACAAUUUUACAAAGUUAAUUGUCCAGUUUGGAACAAAUUAAAGUUCAGUAACAAAAAUGAAAUUUUGGAUCCAAGGUCAGUUACUACUUGUCUUUUAACCCACUAUUCUUGUUUCCGUUCUUGAGGGCCUGUUCUAUAUUGACUUACAUUUAUUUAGGGCAAAAACUUUGUAGUUGAGUGGCAUUCUGGUUCUAAUAUUCAAUUAAUGUGAGCUAAUACUGCCUAUCGUUCCUCCAGGCUAUACCUCCCGAACAGCUGAUUCAAGUGCUAAACCUUUUUGUCCAAUUCUUCCUUGUCACGAUAGAAAUACAACUAGAUUUAACUCUUUAGACUGUCAUUUCACCAAUGGUUCACUGUUCUUGUUUGUCUAACCUAUUCAUUGUUGCAAAUUAUGCACUCAUUUACUCUAAAACUCUCCAGCAUAUUAGAUGAUUGAUGCUAUCAAGGUUAUUUAUUAUGUGUUUUUCUCAAGCAGCUUAAGUGAAUUAUAAAGAGUUGGUCCUUGUAGACUUUGGGAUUCUUCUACUUCAAAGAGUUCUCCUAGCCUUCAUCCAAGGAUAUCAGUUUCGAAGUUCAAUUUCCAAUCUGAGACUGGUAGGAGGUGAAGCACUAAGUUUUCAACUACAAGACCAGCCCUCUGCUCAUUCAACUAACCCACCUCAACAGGAAUUCACUGCCAUGGGAAGGACAAUUUCUCAAGAUCAGUGUCCUUCAUCAGACUCCGUACACAGUGAAAGCUAUGGGAAUCAUGCACAAGACAUGAAAUCUGCUGUGUUUUUUGGCAAUCCAGAUUUUUCCAUCAGUGCACACUCUAAAAUAAGCCAAUCAACAAUGCCGAUUCCGUAUGCUCAUUCUGAUUCCUACUUCAGCGGGUUAUUUACUGCUUACGGACCUCAUACUCUGAUUCAGCCUCAGAUGAUGGGUGCAUCCUCUGCUCGGGUCCCACUACCUGUUGAUCUGUCUGAGGAUGGUCCUAUAUAUGUCAAUGCUAAACAGUAUCAUGGAAUACUCAGAAGAAGAAAGAUACGUGCAAAGCUUGAGGCUCAAAAGAAGCUCGUCAAAACUAGGAAACCCUAUCUGCACGAGUCUCGGCAUCGUCAUGCACUAAAUCGAGUGAGGGGAUCUGGUGGUCGCUUUCUCAGCAAAAAGCAGCCGCAGCAAUCCGACUGCCUAUACCCUAAUAAUUCCCAGGCUCAGGCUCAGGCUCAGGCUCAGGCUCAUCAGGACUCCCUUCAUUUCAAUCAGAUAGGAGAUAUUCUGAAUGCUGAUGCACGUGAGAUUAAAACGAACAAGCAUGAUGUUCCUACUACAACCUGCACUGAACGUACAAGGAUCGCCAGUGCUGAUGUCAUUUUCCCGCUGGCCGAAGGAAGGUUCCCGCCCCACACGGCUGUUUCCAUGCAAGGUGGUAGUAACCUUGAAUACAGUGGAAAUAGGCAUUAUGCUUCCACUGUCCGGUAGGCAGUCAGAACUUGCACAACAGGCAAUUCAUCCUUGGCUUUAUCAGUUGACUAGUAUAUAAAUCUACCUACGUAGGACGUAACUGUAUGUGGAAUGCUUGAAAGGUUCUAGAUUUGGUAUUCUAUCCAUAUUCUGGUGUACUUGUUUUCUAACUGUUCUUUGGAUUGGUUUCUAAACAUUAACGUUUGUGUAAUAAGGAAAUUCUCCUUGUUUGUGCAUAUUAUUGCAUGCAUUAUUCGUUUGGCGCUA